Molecule: messenger RNA, 606 nt
Organism: Lycium barbarum (goji berry)
Lineage: Eukaryota; Viridiplantae; Streptophyta; Magnoliopsida; Solanales; Solanaceae
Exons: 2
Coding region: 1-606 (201 amino acids)
Molecular function (GO): zinc ion binding
Source: RefSeq, a predicted model, not a curated record
AUGGAUCCAAUUGAUUUGGCGGCGUCCAAUUGUGGUAAGGCUGUUGUUGUAUUCGAAAACGACAACGAUUUGAUAAUUUCAAACAAGAAUAAGAAAGAUGUAUCAGUAGAGCAAAUAUACAAGGACAAAGAUACUUUAAAGGCUGUGAUUGCGAAUUAUGCAAUUGUUGAAGCAUCAACAGAAUAUCUCUACACUGCAAUGGAUGAUGGAAGGCGUUUCAUGAUUUUUUUGGAAAACAAAACAUGCAGUUGUCGGAAGUUUCAAAUAGACGAGAUACCAUGCCCACAUGCCUGGGCUGUUAUUAAGAGUAAAAAUCUGACGGUUGACGAUUAUUGCUCAGACCUGUACAAAUCGAAGAUAGUGGUGAAGACGUAUGACGUCCCCGUGCAUCCUCUCCCUGACGAGAGUGAAUGGAAGAUUCCAACAUACAUCUCUAAUAAAGUCGUCCUACCACCUAAAUACAAAAGACCUCCUGGAAGGCCUAAGAAGAAGCGGAACAAGCCCUUAAUGGAGCUGUUACUUGGGAAACGUAGAAAUUCAUAUAGUACAUGUGGACAUCUCGGUCACAAUAGGCGUUCUUGUACUAAUAAGCCUCGUAAGAAGUAA